Messenger RNA from Ostertagia ostertagi, 483 nucleotides. The record is from the annotation of a GenBank genome assembly. NCBI's taxonomy places the organism in Eukaryota, Metazoa, Nematoda, Chromadorea, Rhabditida, Trichostrongylidae.
CUUCAGAAGACACAACAGCUUGUUUACAAACAGUUUACAUCUGAAACAUGUCGAGUCAAUCCAUGUCAAAACGAUGGUAGAUGUAUACCUGGAAAGCUGAGCUGCCAAUGCACACAAGGAUGGAUGGGAAGAUUUUGUCACAGAAAGUGUCGGAACAUAUACAAAAGUUGUGAACGAUGGGCAGCUGAAGAUAAAUGCCAGGCAGUAUUAACACAAACGAAUUUCUUCGAUGUAAACUGCGCACUUGCAUGUAAUUUAUGCAAGCCCAAUCCUGGACAUGUUGACCCGGAGAUACCUCUUGCCCCAGCACUCGAGCCGUUGCAAUUUUUCCUCGGAAAAUGGUAUUCUCAGACUAUAAGUGUCAGUUUUCCGGCGGCCAAAGGACUACGAUAUCCAACAGAUGUGUACGCUAACGAGUAUGAGGAGCUUCUGGAUGUGGCGCCGGCAAGUGUGCCAAUGUUCGGGCCUCCAUCGCUGAAUCUG